Molecule: messenger RNA, 1062 nt
Organism: Brienomyrus brachyistius
Lineage: Eukaryota; Metazoa; Chordata; Actinopteri; Osteoglossiformes; Mormyridae
Product: coiled-coil domain-containing protein 106-like
Exons: 6
Coding region: 11-850 (279 amino acids)
Cellular component (GO): nucleoplasm
Source: RefSeq, a predicted model, not a curated record
UUUGAGCAAGAUGGAUGAGAAGAGAAAGGCAACGCGUUGUGGGAGGAAAAUUACCACACAGAGCAAGUACAGCUCAGGUGAAUAUGUUGUAUCUGCACGCAAGAAUGUUCAGACUGAAAGUACAGCUAAUUCGUCAAAAAGACUUCAGCCUGCAAUACAGCAAACCAGUGAAACAGGAGGUGCGCCCACUUUGCAGAUUGCUCUUGACAAAGCAAAACUAACAAUAGAGAUGCAAAAGCAGAAGAUUCUUCAUCUUCAGGAAAAAGUUGACUCCCUGACAGAUGACAAACAUUUUCUCAGAGCAAGAUUGGAAGAUGCACUUCUGAGGCAUGAAGCCGUAAUGUCUCCUGCACAGACACUGUCUGCAUCUUCAUCCAAUACUGCUGCAUCCAAGGAGAAGGUGUCCAGUGAUGAAUCUUCUGAUUCCUCAGAAUCUUCAGAUUCAUCAGAUUCCGAACCAAGAACAAAGAAGAAGAAAAAGGAUAAAAAACGAAGAAACAAGAAAAAAUCCAAGAAACUGAGGGUUGAUUUUAGGAGAGUAAAAAACCCUGAAGACUCCAUCAAACGCUACCACAAAGUGUUACACCUGGUAAAUGGUGGCUUCACUAAAGCUGAAGCGUACAACAAAAUGAAUGUUGACAGAAACACAAUUGUCAUGCAAGCCCCCAUUGCUGAGUUGGCAGUUGCAAAUCCUGAAGAAUACAAAGAACUGAGAGCCACUUUUAAAAUGGGAGAAAGCAUCCAAAAAUUUUCUGAUGUCUGUCUUGCAAGGUGCCUGGAUCAGCCUAAUGUAGACAUGAUAAAAAAAUUGAAAGAGAGCAGUGCCCUUCUUGAUAUAUCAAAGAAGUGAGGUAUACUUGUUGCUUAAAGGGAUAGUACACCCAAAAAUGAAAAUUGUCAUUUACUCACCCUCAAGUAGUUCCAAAUCUGUAUGAGAUUUUUCUUCUGCUGAACACAAGGGAAGCUAUUUGGAUGAAUGUUUGCUACCAAACAGAUCUUGGGCACCACUGACUGCCAUAGUAGGAAAAAAUGCUAUGGUAAUCAAUGGGGGCCAGAGAUCUG